UGCAGUUGAACCUGCAAGGUGUUCAGUAAAGCUGUAAUGAAAGGAGGCGUGUUAAGAUCACAGACUGCAGGUCGGGAGAUUUAAACUAUAGCUUCACUGACAUCCUGGGACAAGAGUUUAACACUUGGGAAAUAAACCGGUAAGUUAACAAUUACGUUAUGCGUCUUUAAGAUGAAUUCUUCACAACUUUUAUUCUCUUUUAACUUUGAGAGGUUUAUUCGCUUAAUCAGGAAUCGUGGAGAAUUUAAAAGUGAGUUGUUAAUUUAGGAUAAAGUUGAGUUAGGGAUGUUUUUCCAAAUUAAAUUACUUUUGCUCAAAAUGUGGCAUUCCUUGUAACUUCUCCACUAUCCCCAGUUUAGAAAACAAAUGCCUAAGUGCGUGAGGAAUUUUGUAGAAUUUUGGAAAUUAAGAGAUACAUUUUUUUUCAUGUGAUCUAUUAAAAUAUUCUAAGAGUUAAUACAGCUAGACAUUCUAUAAGAGUUAUUUUCUGUGCUCUAACCAAAUGCAGGUGAUGUGGUUAUGGAUUUAAUAUGUUCCCUGUGACACUUGAGUGGUUAUAUUACCAUGGCAUAAAAACCAUCUAGAAUUCAGUUAAAGCUGGGACAGUUAGCUCUAAUUUGAACCCUUAGCAGGAAUAAACCAACAUUUUUCACAGCGAUUGCUUCAUUGUACCAGAAUGGCUCCAGUUUUGCCUUGCAAAAUAUGACCCCCUGAGCUCUAAACAGAUUGUUUUUAAGGCUUUUUGUGUAAUCAACACCAUAUUUAUAAAUACAAAUAUGUCUAAUAGCUAAUGAAAUGAAGAAUGGUAAUUAUGGCUUUAAUUUAUGUAGCCGUUUCUUUACCAACAAACCAUGCUGUUACUAGUGUGUGGGGGUCUAUUCACCUAACAGAACAUGUUACCUCUCCACCAGACCACGCUUUACCCCAUGGAUUUUUGUGAAAGGAACACACUCCAUACAGUGCAUUUGGCAGUCAGGCGUAUCUAAUUCUCCUAAACACAUCAAACACAAUACGGGGAAAUCUGACUUAAGAUCAAGAGUUCAAAGAAAAUUCCGCUUUUAUUCAGUUAAAAAAACAUUAUUUACAGAACAGUAUUUAAGAGAAUCAGACGCACUCUAAUUGUGAGCAGUGUUUAGUGCACCUGCCCUAUUUUCAAAUGAUCUAAAAAAAAUUUAAAGUGUUUUUGUAGAUCAGCAGAAUUUACUGUUUAGUGAAUAAGCCUCUAUGUGUCACUCACAUCCUGCGGCAAUGUCUGCAGACUUCAUUAGGUGAGACGCCAAGAUAUAGAGUCUCAGCUUGAUAAAAGAUAAUUCCUGCUGAAUUUUGCAUUGUUUGUUAGCCCAUGCUGGUUCUAGCUCCGGAUUUGUGUAGUGGUAUCUGGUGCCCUAUUUGCCUUGCAGUUGGUUUGUUAUUCUAGACGUGUGUCAAUCAAUGCACAGGAAUCCACAGGAUAUCUUCAUCCAUCCGUGGUAGCUGUGGAGCUCACAUAAGAUUCAAUUUGCAUCCAAUAGUAAUAGCACCAACAUGAUGCUGAGACAGAAAUUGACAAUCUGUAGAGCAGGUUGAUUUGUGACUUUUGCAAAGAAAAAAAAAGUGAUGUUUCUUUAUGCGGUAAUUGUUGUUGUUAGUCACUAUUUGUACCAAACCAAGUAGGCAGUUGUUAGAGGUUUGCAUGUUUUCAGAGACAAAUCGUUCAUUAGACAGACAUAUCAGGCAAAGAGCUCCCUAGCUGUGUUCCCUUUAAAUAUGACCACAUCAAUAGGUUAUUCAAUCAGGGGAGCUUAUGAAAUGUCUUAUACUUGAGGGUUAAUCUGGCAACCAGCGUUUGUGGUUUAGUCGCUAGAUAGCAAAUUGUGGAAACUUGAAAACCACAUUGGAAUUUAGGCCAUUCGAUUAAUUUGGGGAAAAUAUUUCCAGGGCAGAUAAAAUGUAUUUUAAAUAGAUCUCACAACGGAUUGUUAUGAGUUUUAUCAUCUCUUUUUUUGUUUUAUUGAAAUAUGUAUAAAGAUACAUCAUAUGUGGCUAAUGGUAUAGUGUACGUACAGAGCUAGCCCUGUUCUAUGUGCUCAAUGGGAUUGAUUGAAACUAUUUACAUGGAUGGAAUAAGUAUUCUAUUGUUAGACAGUGCGGUUAGGGUAAGGUGUAUGUGUUUAGCACUGGGAGUGGUAGCAUAUGCUGUCUAAACACAAUUAAUGUUCUGAACACUUUGAAUGGCAGAACAGGGACACAACCCUUUUUCACUGAAAAGCGCAAACGUACUGUAUUUUGUUCUCUAAAGAAAUGCUAGGAGAGGCUCAGCCAAUAUCAUUGCUCACUAUAAAGGCAUUCAGAACUGGGAGAUGUCCAAACAAUAGAUCCCCUGUAGGUCUAGAACUCAAACGCCCAUGAUGCUUUUGAUUGUAGUGAGAACUUGCCCUUGGGGUACGUGCAGUUCCUUGCCACGAUACACAGUAGGUUCUACAUAACACCCCCAGUUUGCAUUGUGUUUUCAGACAAGAAGCGCUAAUUUGGUACUCUUUACAAAGCCUUAAUCUGAAUCUUUAUUCAAAUUAGUAAUUUUUUUAAUUUAAAGAAUCACUGGGAAUUCUAAAUGAAUGAAUUUUAAACUGAUACAUUAUUUUAACCACAUUAAGGCUCCAGUACCAAUGUGUCACCCAGUGUUACAGUUACAGUAAAAAACAGAAACUGGUCUUUUGCCUGUAACGUUGUUGAUUGUCCAUUUAAUGAACUGGGCCCGGCUAUCCAGCACCUUUAUCGGUUUUGUGACUGGGUGAUGUUGGUAUCUAAAUUGUGGACUUGCAGACAGGCUAGGUAACGUUUCCUAUGAUCCUUAGCCGGCCAAACACUGGAAGAGCUGGUAUGAGAAUAGUGAGACAUCGCUGUCCCAUACUGGUUCAGCGAUAAUAUGCAGGCUUUAUAUAUACAUUUAACCCCUUAAGGACCAAACUUCUGGAAUAAAAAGGAAUCAUGACAUGUCACACAUGUCAUGUGUCCUUAAGGGGUUAAUUACAACCCUGAUAUCAUCUGUUUGGAAUAGGUCAAAUAACAUUUAAUUUGCUAACAUCAGCCAUGACAUAAGUGGCUAAGUGAAAAGUCAACAAUCUGCAGCUGUACCCUUAUUUUUUUGCUGUAACAAUUUCCUGACUUUCAAUUAUGUAAUAUAAUCUGAAUUAAUAUAUCACUGGAUCACUGAUAUCCCUUGGUUCCGGUUUAUAAACUGAGGUCAAAACACAAGCACUGCGAUAGCAAAGCUUUGCGGAAGAUCAUUCUAAUGAAAUAAAGCAGAUUUAAUGAGAUCUCUAGUGUAAUCACUGGCAAGAGAUUCUUUGACUACGCUGUAAUUUGGGCUAAAGAAUGGGAUGUAAAAAUGACCUAAUCAUGUAAAUGAAGUCUCUUAACGCAUUGAUCAUAUUUGUGCUAUACGUAGGGUUAUUCAAUAAAGUGCGGAUUUGAAGACUUCUAGCCUUAAAUUUGCAAUUCAUUUUGAAUUUCUGACAAGUCACUCUUUAAUGAAUAACUCUGAUAAUGGUCAAGUUCUAUUUUCAACUUAAACCAUCCCUUAGAUCAGGAUUGCCCAAAAGGUAGAUCCCCAGAUGGUUUAAAACUACAGCUUCCAUGGGGAGUUGCCAUUCUUAAGGCAUGCCAAGACACACAAAGCAUCAUGGGAGUUGUAGUUCUACAACAUCUGGGGAUCUACCUUUUGGGCACCCCUGCCUUGGGUUUACAAAGCGGGUCAUUCUAGCUUGUGUGGUGGAAUGUAUAGGAUAUGCUCACUUUUCUUGAAAAUGUUCUAAAUGUCAUAAUGUGAGUUCUGUAAAAUCAAAAAGCUGUGUGAGCUUAAAUUGAAAGUAUCAUGCUCAAGACCCAUUCAACAUCCCCAGCCAGCUUGGAUAAGAGUUCUGCCGAAUUUUCAGGGUUUUUAGUUACCGCCAAUUUAAAAAAAUGCAUAAUGCAUUUGUUUUCCACUUUUUAAAAAAAAAAUUAUUUGGGCAGUGAAGUGUCCCUUUAAAUUUCUAAUUUCAAUCUGAAAAAAUAAAAGCAUAAUUUAGUUUUUGUGGCACAGAGAUAAUUAUUGUAGACAUCAUUUCACAGUCAGCAGGGGUGCUGCACAACCUCGAGGAGGGCUCUGAAACAAGCACAGCUUUUGUGUCUGUUCUGAGGGCUAUGUCUGUUUGACAGGGGAUAAGAGAAAAUAAUAGUAGGCUGUGAGCUGGAGAUGAGAUCAGUGUUUUCGCCUAGAUAGAUGACAUCACCCAGCAGAGCCUUAUAAUGCCGUGUUGAGAGAUAUUCACAGGGGGGUUAUUCAAUAAACUGACUGAAUUCUCAAUAGCCACGUUUAGAAAAAUAUGAUCUGAAGACCUACUCCCAUUCAGGGUUACCUGCUAAAAGUGGAUUGUCUGGAAUUUCACAAGGUUUUCACUAAACACUAAAUUGUAAACAAUUAAGAACAAAUUUCAAAAUUUUGGCUAAUACAGGUAAUCUACAAACAAGUUUGAGAAUUGAUCACAAUCAGUAUUUUUUUUGUUUUUUUUAUUAACUACAAGUUUGUGCUUAGUAAAUAAACAUAUGUAUAUCUAUGUAGUAUAUACAUGUAUGUAAUUGUACAGCGCUGCAGAAUAUGUUGGCGCUUUAUAAAUGCCAGUAAUAAUAUGGAGAGAGUGCGAGUUUGUUCCUGAGGGCCAUUAAACUUUCGAUUUGCUUAAGCAAAAUAUGCACAUUACCCAUUUUCCACCAGUAAACGUAUUUUAUAACCUCCUUUAUCCAUAACCUCGCUCCAGGCUUGCCAUCUGUUGGAAACAAGAAGCUAAACAAAUUAUGAUGCGAGUUCAAGCUUGAUGGCUAGUAAAUAUUUUACUUCAUCGUUUAACACUUGAAUAUUCUCAUCUCAGUUACAAUUUGAUUCAAAUAAAAACCAUGGAAAGAAAUGUUUACCAGUGGUUAUAGUGCCAGGAGUGCCUUAGAAGUUGACACAUUUUAAAAACACAAAGCAUUGUGGGACAAAGAGUCAUCAAAUAGGGUUUAGCCAUGCCAUGCCAAUGAGCUGAGGUUACUUGUUUGUAAACAGAUUCAGGAAAAAACUAAUCUCUUUAAAACAUGCUCAUUUAAACAAGGAAAUCACCCUUAGGGAAAAUACCUCCACGCCAAGUCAGACAGUGACGUAUUAGUAAUCAUGACAUUGCAGUGCUUUGGGUGUGUGUCUGUGUGUAUAGAGGGGGGGGUGCUUAGAUUACGUCCUGUGGCAAACUUUCCAAAAAUCCAUAAGCAGGGAAGUCCUCUGACAGCUCAUAAAACGGUCAUAAACUGCCUUCUCAAUGACAAACCAAACCAAGGUCCUGUGGACAUCACAUAGGAGCUUACCUGUAGGGGAACCUCUGAAUAGAAGCUAACAGGUAAGGGGGGGAGGGGGCGAGAAAAGCAACUCUGAAUUAAAAAGGGGUUAACAUUCUUUCUUAUAAUGUUUGGAUUUUUUCCUGUGUCACAGGGCUUUUAUUAAUAGUUGUGCUUUUAGAUGUUUGUUACUCUUGACAUGAGCAUACUGUAUAUCUUGUAUGUGACAUGUGUUAUUUGUUGAAUGUCACAAAGUAACAAGGCCACCUAGUGGCAUUCUGGUGUAAUUACACAGAGGGAAAAGGUGACCCUUACAGACUUAUGCUGGUAAUUCUUGAAGACACGUUUUUGGAACUUUAGUAACAUUUUAGCAACACAUUUUUGCAACAUUUUUUUCCCCUGAUCUUUAAAAAUAACAUUUCAUAAGGUCCAAGUGUUAAAGCUACAAAUACAGCCUAUUUUGUGUUAUAAAUAAAUUACCUUACUUUGAACGGUUUGUUUCUAUACAUAUUGUUGAUCUUAAGUAUAAUACGAGUCUAUGACCAUACAGUAAAAUAUAUUAAAAACUACAUUAAAAUAUAGAUAUUUUCUUCUAGUACACUUACUUUUGUUUGUUAAUAACACAAAAGUCUUCCCUUCUCCAGCCUUGAAUAUGUCAAAAAGAGCUCUUCAGAUUAAGAGGAAUUAAUAUCUUAGUCCCAAAAAUGUCUUAACUUUCUUUCUUAACUAUUUUCUAUUCAGUUUAAUUCAUGUUGGCCCUGACUUUUUAAUUUCACUUUAAACAGUUUUCAUUUUAGUUUCACUUUAGUACAUUUUUUUGUAUGUGUAUCAUAUAUGAGGAUUUUAAUCAUUACACUAUUUUCUUUACAGGUCUAAUUAUGGAAACCCCUACAGAAGUAUGGCACACACAGGUUGAACCAGAUGUAGAGACAGAUUCCAAACUUGAAUGUUCCAUUUGCUUCAACACCUAUGACAAUAUCUUCAAAACACCCAAGAUCUUGCAGUGUUCACAUACAUUCUGUCUGGAGUGUUUGGCGAGGGUGGUCGCUGCUCUACCACCAGAAACCAAAUCAGACAAAGUCUUGUGUCCCUUUUGCCGCCAACCAACGCCAAUCCCUCAAGAAGGGGCUCCAGCGCUGAGGACCAGUCAAGAACUUCUGUCCACUCUACCACCUCACCUCCAGCAUGAAGAGCCAGUAUGGAUUGAGGGCAGCAAGCUCUGUUACAAGCAACACACAGACUCAAACUCAGACUCAAGUCAGGCAGAUAUGUGUGUAUGCGUGGACAUUGGGUUAAGCAAAAAGGACAACCCACCAGUGGAAUCAAGGCGCACUGGACUGCGUGGUUUUUGCGGUGGAUGCAGUGAUUGGAAGAGACUCUUGCUAAUCACCUUCAUGGUUGUGGUUUUGUUUUGUAUACUUCUGUGGCCAGUUCAAUGCAUCUUGAAGACAGGAAAUCUGAGGUGUGUAAGUGACUUUACACCUACCCACCAACCCAGCCCUAUGAUUUUAGUAACACAUGGAAAAUAAAGUUGUGACCUGAAUGCCAUUGAAUCUGUGAUUAUACCAACAGAGUGUAGGUAGACCUGUUUUGGUGGAGGACAUUCCGAGGAACGGGGAGCAUUAAGACAACCUGCAUACCUCAAAAAAACCUUCAAGCCAACUGCUUUUUGGUGUAUUGAUGUAAAACUGACUGUGGAAAUAUGUACACAUCCAAGUCUGUUUUAACAGUUACUUCCCAUACAUCCUUUCAUGAAAUCAUGCACAUUGUGGAAGCGAUGCACCUAGCCUCAAAAAGGGUCCUAACCAGCCGGCGUUUAACUGGAACUGAACAUAAUAAUUAACAACAUUGGCGAAUGGAAAAUAUGUGAUAAAUACUGGUUUCUAUCAACCUCUAGUGCACAUUAUUAAUGCACUGUCUACAUUCACCAUCAAUGACCAUGGUAAUAGUAAUUCAGUAUUACGUGUUCUAGAAAUUAAUUUCUGGGACUGAAAAAUGCAUGUAAACAAUGUUUUAUGUUGCUCUAUGAUGAAAAUCAGGUCAGGUAUUAACACACCCUGUGUGAUUAAGUCAACAUAUGCACCACAGUACAAACAGUUCUUCUGUUCAACCUGACAACAUACAGGACAGAGUAGUUCGUUUUCUAAAAAUACGGUAAAAUCACAGUUUGUCUUUGUAGCUUUCAUAGGAAAUCUUUGUUAUUGUACGAUCUUUGCAAAGCUGAUACUUAACCAUGCAGAAAUAUACACCUGGAAUUGCUAAGACUAAUUAAGCAGAAUAAAUGGUUAGCUUAACAAGUAUCCUGAUUUAGACUAUUCACAGAAAUACACAGAAACAAUUCCGACUAGAUUUCCAUUUAAAUCAAAUCAAGGUGUAAUUGGGGGAGAUAAACUGGUGAAAUAUAUAACCGAUUUAAUAUGCAUUGAAAAAGACAAUCUCAACUCAUGGAAUGUUGUGUUUAACAGUUUGUUCGCUGUAUAUCGCUUACAUCAAUAACUCAAAUGCCAAAUGGAUGAGAUCCGAGCAACAUCUACACUCCCCUAGGGUUGUGACAAGUGCCAGUUAGAACCAGAGUGUUCAUAAAUCCACAUAACUCAGCAGAGACACAGAUAGAAGCAGACCUAUAACAAAUGUCUUUCAAUGUAUUUUUGUAUCUUCACUUCGAGUGUAAUAGACAGAGUUAUUCACCUGAGUAUUCAAAGUGAACUUCAAAGUUUAAAACCAAAAGUAUCCAUACUGAAAACAUAUCGGACAAAGACAUUUUCCCCAUUCGUCCAUUUAAAAAUUGAAUUCUCAAUUUAGUUAAACAACCCUAAGAAUUUGUCUAAACAAGUUCACCGGUAUGGCCAUCGUACUCGAACUGCAUCGAACUGCAGUUACACGGUCAGAGUUCUUAUCUUUCUCCAAUGGCUAACAAGUAGAGACAGAGAAAUAUUUGUAGUCGUGUCUGCUGAACAAAAGGGAAAAUAGGUUUAAAUUGUUGUCAUGAUGGUACUAUGGAAUCUGUUUGCUACAGCUUUGAAUAGACACAAUUAUUGUUUGUUUAAUAUUGUAAUUCUAUUUAAUCUAUUUGUAUAAAAGAAACACCCACAGGUGGGUGGCCAUGAGUCAAAUUGUACAUAAAUAUUGUAUUCGUUUUUUACUCAAAUAGAUUUAAUGUUGAAAAACUAAAGUUAAUAUUUUAUUA
This is a messenger RNA of Pelobates cultripes (western spadefoot toad), 8515 nucleotides long. The record is from the annotation of a GenBank genome assembly. NCBI's taxonomy places the organism in Eukaryota, Metazoa, Chordata, Amphibia, Anura, Pelobatidae.